Aedes aegypti (yellow fever mosquito) is the source of this 1700-nucleotide messenger RNA. It is a transcript of the gene Gr43a, whose product is annotated as gustatory receptor for sugar taste 43a. Bases 150 to 1481 code for a protein of 443 amino acids. The transcript is spliced from 14 exons. The record is from RefSeq and is a predicted model, not a curated record. Gene Ontology annotation, cellular component: axon; dendrite; membrane. Gene Ontology annotation, biological process: sensory perception of taste. Lineage: Eukaryota; Metazoa; Arthropoda; Insecta; Diptera; Culicidae.
GGCUAAUCCUAGGUGCCUAAAGUCCAUAUCUGCAAAAGCGAUUCGUUCGGAAAUACCUGGUCAACUUAAUCGUUCAUAGUGUGUCUCUUUCACUCAACCAGCAUCGAGUUAGCUUCCAUUGUUGUGAUAAACGAAAAAGAGGAAACACAAUGGAGAUAUCUGAGUCGACAAAAGUGGUGUUUUUUGUUAGCCGGAUAUUCGGACUGGCGCCGUAUGUGGUAAAAAGAACAAGCAAAGGACAAAUUGUGGAUUACAAGCGGAAUCUGGUGCUGGUGAUUUACGGCUUAGGCAUCGUGUUUUGUUUAGCUGGAUUAACGUACAAAGGGAUAUUCUUCGAUAUCAACUCGAAAAAACCAAUACGUUUCGUUUUCAGAAUGAAGACGGCAACAUCGAAAGUGGUUACCACGCUGGACGUCUCAGUCGUUGUUUCUGCCUGCAUUUGUGGGGUCUUUUGCGGAGUGUUUGGGCUUCCAUUCGUUCGAGAGCUCAAUCAGCGUCUGAACGAGGCGGACGAUAUGCUUUCGAUGUACUUUGCAGCUGGAAAACAGGACAUGGAGAAACGAAAAGGUCUCACGAUGCUGACCGUGGUGGGUGUCAUCAUAACAGGUGCUCUAGCUCUCGACAUUUGGGUCUGGUAUCGGAUAGCGGAGAAAAUAAAGAAGGAAAAUCAAGACUCAGGUGCCAAUGUCCUGGGAUAUUGCCCAUUCUAUGCUCUGUAUUACAUUUUAAUGAUGUUCCACGUUCUAUUCGCUCAGUCAGCGUUGGGUAUAAAUAGGCGAUUCCAUCGACUCAACAUUACUCUCUAUCACGUGUUUCCUGAAUUUCACAAAACACCCAUAAUUGAGAUAACAUCGGUGUCAUCGGCCAACAAUGCUUUGGAAAUGCUGGAGAACAUAAUGGAGCCACGGAAAGGUUUAACCUCUGUUUCGCACGGCCGCAAACGUACCACUAUCCCACCCAAUCGGAUCAUCGAGGACCUGGCCUACAUCCAUGCCUCUUUAUCAACCGGAGUGGUUUUGGUUUCGAACACAUUUGGCGUGGCAUUGCUGGCGGUUUUGGGCUCAUGCUUACUGCAUUUAGUCGCUACAUCUUACUUCCUAAUGGUGGAGCUCGUUGGUGAAAGGGAUGCGGUGUUCUCUUGGAUCCAAGCUUUAUGGUUGUUCAUCCACAUUUUUCGCUUCCUUCUCACCGUGGAACCCUGCCAUAUAACGAAUGUUGAGUCUCGCCGGACGAUGACCAUUGUUUGUAAUUUGAUGAGGACCUGCAAAGAUUCGCUGACAAAAGAACGUUUAGAGAAUUUUUGGCGCCAGUUGGUGGACAAUAAUUCUGUGUUCACAGCAUGCGGUUUGUGCACGAUCGAUAGACACAUAAUUACGUCGUACUGUGGAGCUAUAGCAACGUAUUUGGUGAUUUUGAUACAAUUUAAAGAAGCUGAUGAUAAACCAAACCAGACGCCCAGAUCGUUACGUCUUUUACCUUGAAACAUAAUUUAUGUAUCAAUGUAUUCGAAUAACAAUGGAUAAUAAUUGGUUAAAUUAGUAAAUAUCUCUAUAAAAUAUGAAAACGUAAUAGGACCAAAAACCCAGAAUUUCAAAUUGAACUUAUCUCUGAAAAGCGAACAUGAAAUUAAUGCUGCACCUACAUAAUGCUAUUUUUUUUUCUUGGAAAUAAAUCUCUGAAUUUUUAGAGAUGCAAAUAAA